Messenger RNA from Linum trigynum, 3126 nucleotides. The record is from the annotation of a GenBank genome assembly. NCBI's taxonomy places the organism in Eukaryota, Viridiplantae, Streptophyta, Magnoliopsida, Malpighiales, Linaceae.
GCGUCUCUUCCCCCAAAUCCAUCGACCACCGAUCGACUCAACCCAGCAGAUCAAAUUCAUCUCCAAUUCCUCUUCCCAAAUCUAGAGAGAGAGAGAGAGAGAGAGAGAGAGCCAAAAGUCCUAGGUUGAGAUCGAUCUCUACUUUCCCAAACCUUUAUCACAAAACCCAUUCUUUCAAUCCAACGUCUCAAAAUCAAAAUCUCACAAAUCCUUCCCAGAUCUCUUUCCUUUGCCCAUAACUUUCAGAUCCACCACCCUAAUACUACGUCCCAGAAACCAAAGAUCUAAAAAUUUUCAUUUUCCCUUUUCACCAACCAAAACCCAAACGAAAUCCCUAAACCCAAAAAUCCCCAAUUCUCCAGAUCGAGUUCUCCUUCCAUUCCAGCCUGAGCCCGUACACCAUACGUCUAGUGGCUGGGUCGUCGUCGUCAAGAAAUGAUACAUCUAGUCGCACAAGCAAAAUCACCUCCACCGUGUUCACGUCCACAAACGACACAACCGAUGGUGAAGAACCCAGUGGUCGAGAAUCCACCGCCACUGGUGGCGUCGGACGAAGAAGUCGCAGACAAGGAGCGAAGCAAAGAAAAAAUCAGAUAUGCUGACUCCCAACCAGAAUCUUGUUCGGCUGUUGAAGAACUAAAAACAGAGUUGGCACCAGCUCUCUGCUUCAUCAAUCGUCGUGGCCAUGACCCGAAAAAGCCCAACGGUAGAGAACCGUCAGUCGUUGGCGAAGUCUGACGAAGAAGACGAAGACAAGGAUAAAUCUAGUUCAUAUCGGUCUUCUCAUUCAGAAAUCCACAGCCUCGGGGCACUCAAACUCGUCCCCUUCUUCUGGCGACACCAUCUCGCCGGCAUGGACAAUGAGUUCCUCCGUUUGGAGAGGACCAGCCACUUCGGGAUGUUCAGCCCGAAAGUUACAGAGCUUGAGGCAGAGGAUGAUGCAGAGCAUAAGGUAAUCGUUGGAAGAAGGCGUUUUACACCCAUUGGAGAAUACCCAUAUGAGGAAGGUAAAAAUCUUGACUUUGAUGCUGAAAUUACCCUACUGAAUGAGAAGAACAAAACUGCCGAUAAUAGAGUUGUUGGUCAAGUUAGAGAUUCUGUUUGGAUGAAGUUCAUUAGAGUGAAUGAAUGGAAGCUUUGAAUGUUGUAUUUGAUCACAUUUUGAAUGAGAAUGUGAUUGAAGUUGAGAAGAUUAAACAGAUUGUCAAUGUGGGUUGGUUGGAGGAAAUGUCCAAGAGACAAGAGUGUCAAGUCUUUUGUUGAUUCUCAACAAGCAGAAGAACAAAGAAGAAGCUGAUGGUUUUAGCAGUAGAAGAAAAAAAAAGUGAAGUUUCAGAAAUGAGAAGAAACAGAAGGAGCUUGUAGCAGCCAAGAGUGUAUGCUGCUGUCAUUCUUGUGUUUGCUCGACAACAAAAAAAAUAAAAGCAGAAGCUGCAAGUUUCAGCAGCAACAACAAAAAAAAAAGAGAUGAAGUUCAUGUUUCAGCAAAGAAGAUCAGAAGCAAGGGAAAGAACAAUAAAGAGAAAAUGCAGCAUCCUAUGAGUUUGCAGCAGAGGGUAGUAGUCAACAGUACACUCCCCUGGUGAUUUCAUAUUGUAUUUCGGAUGGAAUGCUAGCUAGCAAUAUCAGCAACAACAGCAUAUCCGGCCCAUUUUUUGGAUGGAAUGCUAGCUAGCAAAGUCAGCAGCAGCAUAUCCGUACCACUUUGAAGAUCCAUCUGAAGCAGAAAAGUUGAAGAUGUGAAAGUUUAGCCAGCUAGCCAAGAUGCAGUAGCAUUUUUCAAUUGAAGGAGUGCUAGCCAGCCAAGAAAAAGCAGCAGCAUAACCUAUCAAAACUGGAGAAACUGAAGCUCAAAAAGCUGAAGUUGGGGGUUGAGGAGUUGAAGAAGAACGGAAAGUUAGCUAGCCAAAAAUGAAGCGACUUAUCCGAGUUAAUUUGGAGAAACUGAAGCUACAAAGCUGAAGUUGGGUGUUGCGGAGUUGGAGAAGAAGAAGAAGAAGAAAAAGAAGAAGAAGGGAUGGCAAGAGAUUUUCAUAGCUAGCUAGCCACAAAUGCAACAGCUUUUCAGAAGAUUUGUGGGAAGUUAGCUAGCAAGAUGCAGCAGCUUCACCAUUUGAAGUUUGAAGGGAAGUUAGUUAGGCCAAAUAGUGUGACAACAUUCUCAUGUCAAGACUGUAUUCUCUCCAAGCUUGGUCUGUGCUCACCCGCUUGUGGGCGGCGACCGGGGGGGGGGGGGGGGUAACAGGAGAUAUCAAGACUAAAACGACGAUCAUGAAUGUCAAAGUGGAUCGACAAGAUUUAGGGGGGGGGGGGGGGGGGGGGGGGGGUAACAGGAGAUAUCAAGACUAAAACGACGAUCAUGAAUGUCAAAGUGGAUCGACAAGAUUUAGAGGAAAUCAUCAUCAUCAAGUUCAAUUUAAUGUCAAUGUUUAGUUUGAGUUAUGUUUUAUCUUUGUUGUUGUUUUCUCCAAAAGCAAGCUAGCACAUCUUGUAUUGUAGUGCCAAGCUUGAGUAUUUAAACCCAACCAUGAAUGAGAAACACCCAAAGCUUCUAGGGUUUCAUUUUCCCAACUCAUCUUUGUUGUUAGGUCGAGAUCGUGGAUGAAACUUCGCCAGCCGGCCCCGACGUCGUACUGGACAUGAAGGAGCUAGCCCUAGCUCCGAAACCAUCGCUUACAUCAUCAUCGGUCACCACCGUCCCAACCGUACCAUCGAUCGUACCACAAUCCGAAGAGUUGUCGCCGGAGAUUGUCGGGAAGGAGGAAUCGCUCCUUACUCCCACGUUCACCUUUGUUGUCCAUAUUGUCGCGCCACCAAUCCUUGUAACGUCAUCAAUCGAUGCCGAGUCCGUGAGGGCCACGGAAGAAAAAUCCGGACGCUCUUUUGGCCUAUAUCCAAAGCCCAAAGUUAUUCCUAGUGGGGAACGAUGCUCUUUUAAUAUUGGGGAGGGACGAUGCUUUGAUGAAUGGAGGAUUGUCAACGGUAAGCUAUUUGAUGGGUUUAAUCCUUGUUAGAUCAAUUGGAAAUAUAGGAAGAAAGCUACGAUAAUGGAAGGUUUCGACGGGUUGCUUGGGGCGCAUACUAAGAACUAUUCUCGACGAAACGUAUUAAAGUCAUGCCACCAUG